UUUACCAUAGUUAAGCCAUACAUACAAGAAAAUGGCAAACCGAGGCCAGUCAUCAUUCCCGAGACAGGGAUACGACGACUACACCAAUAGUAAUAAUAAUAUGGCCGACAAUAGGAUCGCGACCGACGACUACAGCACCGGCGGUCCGACACAGACUACUAGACUACAAGUCCCGCCACAACAACAACAACAGCCCAUCCCUGGAAUGUUCGGCUCAUCGCUGGCCUUCCUCUGGACUCAUGUGAACAAAGAGUUGUUUAUAUCAAAGAUAUUUUACUUCUUCUUCUUCUCGGCCUUUGGCUCUCUCUUCCCAUUAAUGGCCGUAUAUUUCAAACAAUUGGGAAUGAAUGCCAUUCAGGCGGGCACACUUAUCGGCAUCAGACCAUUCGUGGAGUUCUUGGCGGCCCCGUUCUGGUCGUCGAUCGCCGACCGGUUCCACAAAAGCAAACUAUUCCUCCUGUUUUCGCUCGUCUGUUGGAUUGUAUUCACGUUUUCGUUGGCAUUCAUACGCCCGCCGGCGUCCGCCUGCGUUAUAUUCAACGAAACGCAUCACAUAUUGUUUACCCCGUACUCCGACUAUAACGGGGCCGGAGCCGACCCUAACGCCGAGCCCGAGACCGACAUUAGCGAGAAUACUAAUAUUGAUAGUAAACUGAGCUUGAUCCGCAAACGUCGCGGCACUGACGAAGAGGACCGGCGGGAAGAGGAGGACGAGUGGAUCCGGAAGUGGGGGUCCAAACACAAGCCCCCACCCACUCAUAUAGUGGGCAAAUCGCCGCUCACUGUCGAGUACACCCUUAACUAUAACCAGGAAAAGCACGUGUCGUACGUUUCGCCCCCCUUUUCAACGGUGGUCUAUAAGUUGGAUGACGUGAAGGAGGUUUUCUUCCUACUAUUACUGCUCAUACUGUUGGGCGAGUUCUUCAGCGCACCCGCCAUUACGCUGGCCGACUGCGCCACACUCAACUACCUGGGUGAGAACACGGACAAUUACGGUAAGCAGCGAAUGUACGGCUCAUUCGGUUGGGGUAUAACCAUGUUCUUCGUGGGCAUGGCGCUGGACAAUUCGACCAAGUUCACUGACCACCCGUGCGGCGCCCAUAUUGGCGAACGCAACUAUGUCACCUGCUUCACCAUAUUCGCUUUUUUGAUGGCCUGCGCACUCGUGGCCGCCACACAAUUCCGGUUUGAUUUCGAGCCCUCGGGUCCGUUGACUGGCGAUGACAUCCAAAUGAAACCGUAUGACUACGAGGCCUCUCAGGCCCGGCCCUGGCUUAACACCGCUCCGCCUAUUAAUAAGCCCCCGGAGCUGAUGGCAGCCGAUAAG
This is a messenger RNA of Medioppia subpectinata, 1327 nucleotides long. The record is from the annotation of a GenBank genome assembly. NCBI's taxonomy places the organism in Eukaryota, Metazoa, Arthropoda, Arachnida, Sarcoptiformes, Oppiidae.